AAUCGAGUUGAUUGAUGGGGUCCCCCCUGAAGAAAAAAUCGAGAUUGAUAGUUGCAGAUUCAUCUCUAAAGGGUUACCCAAAGAGAGAAGCCACGCUUGAAAAGAGAAAAUGUCUCAAGCAAAGAGACUCUAGAAUCCAGACCCACAGAAAAGGUUGUGGGCUCUCCUCAAGUCUUCUGUUAAGUCUUCUAUCUAAUUCCAGUCUGUGUCUCUAAUCUCUCUCUAUCUGGGUUUGUAGCAGAGAGAGGAAAAAGUAAAGAGAGGAGGAACAGAGAUGAGAGAGAUGUGAUUCACCAAGAGAGAGAAAGAGAGGGGAAUAGAUUAUUAUUUUUUAAUGUUAUAAUGAUGAAGAAGGAUUCCUGUUGGUGACGAUGAUGUUGGUGGUGGGAGUAGAUUGGAGAUAUAGAGAGAGUAAAGCAGUUGGGGGUUUCAGUUGGUGAUGGUAGUGGAGGUAUCAUCGCAAUCGCGGGUAUUGAAGAGUGUGACAGUUAUAGGAGUGGUGCUAUCGAUGUUCUUGUGGAACUCAGGUGGUAAUGGUCGGGGUGGAUUUGCCUCAUGGGAGUAUCAUCAUCAGCAGCAGCAGCAGCAGCGGAGGCGGCGGAAGUAGAGCAGGAAGGAUCAGUGGAGGUGGAGGUGGCGGAGGCUUCUGGGGGUUGACGGCGACUUCGGAUGUUAGAAUAGCGAUCGCAGUGACGGCCAUGGCUGGCCUCGCCUUGGCCGCCACCAUCGUCUACUCCCGUAGGGGUAGUCUUAAAUCACCAUGGUCUCGUAGAAGAAGAAAACAUGCCCUUUCACCUCGAUUUUGGAAAAGCCUAUUUACACCAGAUGGCAAGCUACGUAAUGGUGGAGUGAACUUUUUAAAAAAAGUUCGCAGCGGAGGUGUUGAUCCAAGAAUCAGGGCGGAGGUUUGGCCAUUUCUUCUAGGAGUCUACGACUUGAACAGUUCCAAGGAAGAAAGAGAUUCCAUCAGACCUCAGAAAAGAAAGGAGUAUGAGAUCCUGCGGAGACGGUGCAGGCGACUGCGAAAGCUCUGUGACAGUGAGAACUGUAGGUUAAAACAAACUGAGGGAGCCAGCAGCAAUGGGGACAGUGGGAGUAUGGUCCAAGACCUGGACUCUCCUGGUUCAGAAGACGUGGUCAGUGCCAGGGAUUCCCUUUCAACUGAGGAAGGAAGCCCAGACGAUGAGUACUCGGAUCACCCUGUUCACGAUGGAGCCCUACAAGUUUCCAGCUCAUUGGUGGGAGGAGAUGCUUCUAAAAGUGAAGUCACCCAAGUAGACGCCUCUGUAGUCAACUCAGAGUCAUCUGACUCAGACUCCUCUGUUGAGGAACCUGAAAGCAUGCCGAAUUGCGAAGAGAUUGAUCCUGACAAUCCCUCCAAGAGGGAUUCUUCCCCCUCCAGGACAGGUCCGUCCAAAAUCUAUACAGCUGAAGAUUUUGCAACUUGGCAAAGGAUAAUCCGCCUGGAUGCAGUGCGGGCAAAUGAAGAUUGGGUUGUGUACUCACCAACCCAGGCUGCAGUGUCGGAAGGGAGGGCACGGCGUUCAGCUGAGGCUGUUGGACUGAAGGAUUAUGACCACCUGGAGCCCUGCAGAAUUUUCCAUGCAGCCCGCUUGGUUGCCAUCCUUGAAGCCUAUGCACUCUAUGAUUCAGAGAUUGGGUACUGCCAGGGAAUGAGUGAUCUACUUUCUCCAAUAAUUGCAGUGAUAGAGGAUGACCAUGAGGCCUUCUGGUGCUUCGUCGGUUUCAUGAGGAAAGCUCGCCACAAUUUCAGGCUUGACGAGGUAGGAAUCAGGAGGCAGCUGAGCAUUGUAUCUAAGAUCAUCAAGUCCAAAGACUCCCAUUUCUACAGGCAUCUGGAGAAGCUUCAAGCUGAGGACUGCUUUUUUGUGUACAGAAUGGUGGUGGUUCUAUUUAGACGGGAACUAACUUUUGAGCAAACCAUAUGCCUGUGGGAGGUGAUGUGGGCAGAUCAAGCAGCAAUAAGGGCUGGGAUCGGCAAGUCUGCUUGGGGGAGGAUAAGGCAGCGAGCCCCACCAACGGAUGAUCUGCUACUAUAUGCAAUUGCAGCCUGUGUACUGCAGAGGAGGAAACUGAUUAUAGGGAAGUAUAGCAGUAUGGAUGAGAUCUUAAGGGAGUGCAAUAAUAUGGCCGGCCAAUUGGACGUUUGGAAGCUUUUAGAUGAUGCACACGAUUUGGUGGUAACUCUCAUGAGAAAAUAUGAACCCCCCCCCUUCCCCACAGCUCUUCUUUUCCCCUUUUCUAAUUCUUUUAAAGGUGUUUUCCCUUUCUUUUUUAGUUUUUGCAAAACUGAAAAUCAAAUUAUAUUACUGAAGAUAAUUUACAUUUGGGUUUGGAGAAACCUACAUAUGAGAUGCCAUUUUCGGAUAGCAGGGGAAGGUUGGGGAGGCCAUGAUCAAAGAGGGUUCAUUGCGACCUUGCCGUGUAGUGGCAAGUGUGGGCUACCUUGUUGCAAUUUACAAGAGGGCGGGCCAUAAUUGUAAUGUUGCUUUGUUGUGAUCUAGUAGUAGCAAACAGCUUCUGCACAUGGGCUUUAGACUCUGUACAUUAUGACUCUUUUUAAGGAUUCUGUGCACAGGUCUUGUGCAGUGGGUAUGCCCUA
Molecule: messenger RNA, 2623 nt
Organism: Macadamia integrifolia
Lineage: Eukaryota; Viridiplantae; Streptophyta; Magnoliopsida; Proteales; Proteaceae
Product: rab GTPase-activating protein 22-like
Exons: 6
Coding region: 534-2498 (654 amino acids)
Biological process (GO): activation of GTPase activity
Molecular function (GO): GTPase activator activity
Source: RefSeq, a predicted model, not a curated record